GAUUCUAUCCCUGGACCAACAAAAAAAAAAAAAGAAAGAAAACUCAUCCAUUGUAGCCACUGGAUUUUCAUUCAGUUAGCACCAAAUGUGGAAGACAAUGAAAUUAGAUGAGUUUUAUGUGACUGAACAUGGCUGAUACUACAUUUAGCAUAAAAAAUCCUAGCUGUAUAUUUUUAACCUUACCUAUAGUUCAGACAUUUAGAAAUUCUUUUCUGGACCAAUAAGAUGAGACAUUUUGCAAGGAAUUAAGUAAUUUAGUAGAAAGAUGGAAAGGAAUUAAGCUCUAACAUAGGGAGAACUCUGUUUACUGAAAAUCUCAUUUUAAAAAUGGCUCUUUGAGGACUUCCCUGGUGGUCCAGUGAUUAAGACUCCAGCUUUCACUGUAGGGGACAUGGGUUCAAUCACUAGUUGGGGGAGUUCCACAUGCUACACGGUGCAAUGAGGGGGGAAAAAGGCCCUCUGGUUAGAUAAGUAUUAACAGAAUAGUUAAAUAUUCCUUGACCUCAGCUGCUUCCUGUUCUUACCUGGGUGUUGGGAAACAGGUCAAUGUAUCCUUCCACUCUGAGCAGUUAGUACAAGAGCAGAGUAUCUGAGAAUUAUGUCAGCUACGCGAACACCGGCUGUCGGUGCAGGGGCCUCGGUGCUUGUGGCUUACUUGCUCCAUGGCGUGUAGAAUCCUCCUGGACCAGAGAUCGAACCUGUGUUCCCUGCAUUGGCAGAAACUGGAUGAAGACUUGCAUCAAAAAAUCGCAAAGGAAAUGAACCUCUCCAAAACGGCUUUUAUCCGAAAGCUACACCCAAAUGACAACUUUACUCAAAGUUCCUGCUUUGGAUUAAGGUGGUUUACACCACAGAAUGAGGUUCCUCUCUGUGGCCACGCUACCCUGGCUUCUGCAGCUGUGCUGUUUCACAAAAUAAAAAAUGUGAAUAGCACUCUCACGUUUGUCACUCUGAGUGGGGAACUGAAGGCCAGAAAAGAAGAGGAUGGUAUCGUCCUGGACCUGCCUCUUUAUCCAGCCCAUCCCCAGAAAUUGCAUGAAGUGGAGGACUUGAUAAAGACUGCCAUAGGUGACACGCUGGUUCAGGAUGUUCGCUAUUCCCCAGAUACCAAAAAGCUCCUGGUCCGGCUCAGUGAUACUUACAACAGGUCAUUUCUGGAGAGCCUGACAGUGAACACAGAGAAUUUGCUGCAAGUGGAAACCGCAGGGAAGGUGAAAGGACUCAUUCUCACCCUCAAGGGAGAGCCUGGUGGGCAGACUCAAGCAUUUGACUUUUACUCCAGAUAUUUUUCUCCAUGGAACGGUGUGGCUGAAGACCCCGUAACAGGGUCUGCACAUGCUGUUCUCAGUAGCUAUUGGUCUGAGCAACUGGGGAAGAAACACUUGCACGCCUUUCAGUGUUCCAACCGGGGAGGAGAACUGACGAUUUCCCUGCGUUCUGAUGGACGAGUUGACAUCAAGGGAGGCGCUGCUCUUGUUUUAGAGGGCACGCUGACAGCCUAGACUGCUUGCACUGCAAUGAUGCAAUCUUGAAUUACUAUUUUCUGCAUAAAAAAAUGUAAGCGACUGCUUUGAAUAAGAUUCAUUGUAGUCCACUUGAUCCUCACCUGAGAAAUAGAACAAUGAAGACAUAUUAAUGGGGAUUUAAUAAUGCUUCCUGGUGGAUUAACUAAAGGAGUUUUGGUUCUACCUGUGAACAUAUUCGAAGUAACCAAUAUCAAAGAAUAAUGUUGUCACCUUUAAUUGUGACCACCAAUCACAGAAUGAGGAACACAUUUAUGAAGAGUAAGAUUAAAUCAUUUAAACUCAGAUGUGAGUACCUGAUAGACUGUUUUGCAGCCAUCGAAAAGACCCAAUAGCUAUGUAGAAAUGUAGAAAAAUAGUUCACAGUAUAAUACCAAGAAAGAAAAUUAUAGUAGACUAUUAAAUGUUAGCAAUGUUAUGCUAUGUCUGUGGCGAAUAGGAAUUUAUAUGGACAAGAAUGGAUCAUGAAGAUAGAAAAGUAAAAAGAGUUUUUGUGUGAAUGGUAAGGUUGGAGUAAUUUUAAUGUACCUAAAAAGUUAUUUCCUUUAUUGGAACAUGCUCACGUUUAAUACCUAAAAAUCAGGACAUGUAGGUAAAUAAAUAAAAUGCCCAGAAAUUUUUUAAAUGAGUGAUAAUGAGUGAUAGAGUGGUAAUAAAAUUAAACAUGGAAAGUAACAUGAUAUCCUGCCUCUUUCCAAGUUCUUUUCAGGGUGGGAAUCCCCCUUACUGUCAUUCCCAUGUAUUCUGCAAGUUAGGUGCCCAGCUGGGAUCUGAAUUCUCACCUAUGGGUCAGAUCUGCUGCUUAGCAAUCUGAUGUGGUUGGUAAAAAGCAAUUUGCUGUUUCCAGUGUGUAAGACACUGGACUAGAAGCUGGCAGGGUAGAGAGCUGGGGGGCAGGAUGCAAAGGAGAUUAGAGGGGGAGCUUGUAGAGCUCUCAAGGGACUCUUAACUGGGGAGACCAGGCUCAUCCUUUCAUGAAAAUAUAAUGAGCAGUUGUAUUGGUCUGUGGUUAGGGUCUGCCAUAUGCAGACCCUGAGUGUUACGGCGUAGUCAGGGGAGUGUUAAAAGACAGGGCUUUGAAAGAUGGGCAUGAGGAAAGCUUCAGAGAUUAAUGAAUGUACACGGCCUCUAGAUUUUGUCUAGAGUUCCUACAUCUUGAAAGUAGUUACAUUCUAUAGGAACAGAGAUAUAAAGGAAAGUAGUUAUUCUAACAAUCUAGUCGAAGAUAUAAGACACAAGGACAGAGAAACACACAGACAGAUAAAUAAUAUUGAAAAUGAUUCUUUUCCUUUUUUGAAAACUAAUCUUUAUUGUUGUUGUUGCUGUUGUUUUCUAUAGAAAAGACAGGAAUCACAGCAGUUGUGAGUCAUCCCCAGUGUAUGAGAAAGAGAGAACUAUAGUUCUUCAGGUGUGUACUUCCCGGACAAGUAGCAUUUGCACUACCUGGGAGCUUAUUAGAAAAGCAAAUUCUCAGGCCCUAUCCCAGACCCACUGAAUCAGAAGCUCUGGAGAUGGAGAACAGAAAUCUAGUUUUUAACAAGCCCUCCAGGCAAUCUGGGUGUACAUUUAAGUCUGAGAACCUCUAGUAUUCAUGGUAAUGAGUGAUAGAGUGGUAAUAAAACACAAAAAGUAAGGUAAUAUCCUGCCUCUUUCCAAGUUCUUAUUGGGGUGGGAAUUCCCCUUGCUGUCACUGUCACUCCCAUGUGUUCUGAAAUAUCCUAGUAUUCAGCCACUGUCUUCUUCCGUCUCAAGUGACAAUUGCUUAUGUAGCUCAAUUACUUUUAUUCUCUAUUGGUUUUUUUUUUUUUUGGCUGCACCAAGUGGCUUACUAGGAUCUUAGCUUCCCAACCAGAGAUUUAACCCAUGCCUUUGGCAGUGAAAAGUACAGAAUCCUAACCACUGGGCUGCCAGAAAAUUCCCAAUAACUUCUAAAUGUGCAUUAUCUCAAAAUCUCCCUGACCACACCAAUAUACUUGCUGCUUAAUGUAGUUUUGGAGGAGCUAUUUUUUUUUUCCCUCGUAGCUUCCAGUUCUGUUCAGCUAGAAAAAUUAGCUGUGCUCAGGUGGGAGCUGUUCAGUAAUGUGUUGGUAAUAUAGAGAUUAGUUAAUCAGCUAUGAUUUAUUAAUGAUGAAUUAAUUAUACCUGAUUAUGCAGUUCUGCUAGCUAAAUGGAGCUUUAAAGGAGUUAUUUUAUUAAUCAUCAUGGUGCUAAUUGCAGACACUUACAGAAGGAUCACUAAUUAAACAUGCAACCAUGUGCAGAACAAGUUGAGCUGCUGAGACCUGCAAUAAUAAGAAACCCUGACUUUUAGGGGAGCCAAAACAAAUUUUAUUUUAUGCAAUAUUAGGGAGUUGGCUUGGCAAUGUUAAUCAUUCACUGCAAAUUAAUAUUGUAAUUUUUCUCAGCAGGAAUUGAUCCUUAAAUCAAAAAAUAUAUAGCACUCUGCAUGCAUGUGUGCUAAGUCACUUCAGUUUUGUCUGAUCCUAUGGACUGUAGGACAGACUCCUCUGUCCAUGGGAUUCUCCAAGCAAGAAUACUGGAAUGGGGUGUCAUGCCCUCCUCAUAUAGCACUCUAGUAAGAUUCUAAUAAAGGGAAAGUUUGUUCAAGCCUA
Molecule: messenger RNA, 4135 nt
Organism: Odocoileus virginianus texanus
Lineage: Eukaryota; Metazoa; Chordata; Mammalia; Artiodactyla; Cervidae
Source: RefSeq, a predicted model, not a curated record